UAUUAUCAUGCUUUAAAAUUGCAGAUCGGCACUGCUUAGUUUUCGCAAACUUUUUCAUAAAGAAUAAAACAAAGAAUGGAUAGAUUAAACUUGCCCACCAAGGGCCAAGCACCGUCUAAAAGAAUAAGUAAUUACAGUAUGGCUGCAACCAGAAAGCAGGAGAGAACUGAUACAUCUGAUGAAAUGAGUAUUUCCACUUACAAAGAACAAUUCCAUGCCAGCUCCACCUAUGAUGACAAUAUAAAGCGGCCAGAUGUUGGCUGUGGAUACUGGAAUAUGAAUGAACAGAUAGAUGAAGCAAGUUCCCAGUUAUCAUUGAACGCCAAGCAGCUACUUCAUGAAUCACAGAAACCUUUUAUUAACUUACUUCAUGUUCCUGGUGUAGAUGAAAGAGGGAUUUUGACCAGGUUUAUGUACUACUCUUACAUAACAUGCUCUAGAAGUGUUCACCAUAAAUAUCCAGAUCAAAUGGAAAUGAAAAAGAAAGUCCUUGACGAUGAAAGUUUGCACCAUGCAGUGCAGAAAACUUUGUGCAGCACCGAGCACUCACAUGCCACAGCAGAGGGCCAAGUAAAGCUGGAUCAAUAUUUGGAAAAAACCCUUCACGACAAAGCGGCCACAAUGCUUGCAGACAUGACGGCGACCGUUUCGUCAAAAGCACUCAAAUUUUGUGGCUGGCUAUUCCUGACCUUACUCCGACAGUUGACAUCAUCAGUUCAUUUACAUCCAGCCCAGCUUGAUGCAUUACGGAAGCUAUCUGAGGGUGAUCUUCCAGUGUUGUAUCUUCCACUUCACUACAGUCAUUUCGACUACAUACUUCUUUCACUGAUUUGCUACCACAAUGAAAUACGCUCCCCAUUUGUUGCUAGCGGCAACAACCUUCAUAUUCCAUUGUUCAGUUAUAUUAUGAAGAGAGUAGGUGGAUUCUUCAUAAGAAGGAAAAUUGAUAGCGCUGGAGAAAAAGAUUUAGUUUAUCGAGCUGUACUGUAUUCUUACGUCACUGAACUUUUAAAAGAAAAACAAAGUUUGGAAAUAUUUAUUGAGGGCACAAGGACUAGAAGUGGUUUGCCUAACCAACCAAAGACAGGGUUGCUUGCUGUGGCUGUGGAGGCCGUGGAGAAGUCACAAGUUGAUGAUAUCAUCAUUAUACCAACAUGUAUGAGUUAUGAAAAACUUAUGGAGGGAAAUUUUGACGCAGAACUCAUGGGUCAAACAAAAAUUCCCGAGACUUUCCUUCAUUCCAUCCUUACUAUCGGUAAAAUGUUGUGUGGAUUCUAUGGACAUAUACGAGUGAAUUUUGGCGCUCCUCAGUCACUAAAGAAAACGCUCGCAGAAAUCCGUUCCUCUCCUGCUUGUUUGUCCUCCAAGAGCCAACAAUCUCUUCCAAGAUCUCGAUCCUUGUAUGAGCAAGUCACUAACAAAUCCAUGGAAAAUAAGUUAUCGAGCUCUACCCCUACGUGCGGCGUCGACCUCACUUCCCCCGAUAUCUCGCUGAGCAACGCUCGUCUUCACUACCACACGAUGUCCUCGCCACCAUCCGCCCAACAACUCAUCGAGGUGGAAGAUGCGAGGGAGGAGAGGGAGAGGAGGGAGCUCGUCACGCUGCUCGCUGAGCGUGUCGUUUACAGCAGUACAAAGUGCAAAGCCAUCAUGUCCACGAACCUGGUUGCAUAUUUACUAUUACAUAAGUGGAGAGGCGGUGUUAGCAUGCCGCAGCUUGUUCAUUCAUUCCGCCAGCUUGUUACGGAGCUACUCACGUCAAAAUAUGAUGUUGGUUUUUCUGGCGACUUUAAUGAAGUUGUCCUUCAUGCCGUACACUUGCUUGGUCCACGACUGGUGUCACUUGAUUGCAUUAACUCCUUCCAACCAACACACAGUCGUAGUUCAAGCACUGCCAGUAUAAGUCGACAUAGUGCUGACUCUGGGUAUGAACUGGAGGAAGGCAGUGCUUCUUCUACUCCAGUCAGAGUAUCUGAUUCACCAGUGACACCUGCAUAUAGUGAUGUCACAAUACAAUUAACACCCGACGAGCAAAGUCCCAAGCAUGAGGUUCCAUCCAAUGUAUUACUGACAGGAACGUACAUGAAACUAUCAGAGUCUGGUAUUUAUGAAGAUGAUCAAUUGAUAUCUGUAUCAACACAAGAAGCAGCAGCUGCAGAAUUAAAUCGUAAAGGAAGAAGAAAAUCCAAAAGUGACGUUUGUCUCUUCGUUAAACCAGUGCUUGAGAUACCACAGGUGUUUGAACUUGCUUAUUAUGGUAAUGCAUUGACUCCUAUGUAUGCAAUGGAAUCUAUAGUUGCAUUAGCAGUUGGUGCCACCAUCAAUUUCCACUUCUCUGUACUUGAAAAACAACUUGACGUGUUUGGUAAACACAGCAGUAGUGAAUGUGUGGUGCUUAAUACUAGUGAGGAUUUUCCACACUGUGUGAAAACUUCAUUUCUUCGCUCCUCACUCUUAGAUAAAGUCAUGGAACUUAUCGAUCUUCUGCAGAUUGAUCUUAUUCUGUGCGAUGUGACAGAAAAUUUGGAGUCUGUAGCAAGCAACGCUAUCGAUUCGAUCAUCAGUAGUGGUUGUUUGGAUGCCGACACAUGUGGUGUCAGUGCUGCUACAAGAACUUCACAACUAGCAAAUGAUUUGUGUUUCGAAAAUGAUUUUGAAACAACAGCAGAUCAGUGGCUCAAGGUAAGAAAUCAUUUUUGUUUCAAAAUUUUCAAACAAUUAUAUGUCUAUGCUUGGGUACAGUCUAUUUGACGUUUAAACUAUGUU
Ciona intestinalis (vase tunicate) is the source of this 2766-nucleotide messenger RNA. The record is from RefSeq and is a predicted model, not a curated record. Lineage: Eukaryota; Metazoa; Chordata; Ascidiacea; Phlebobranchia; Cionidae.